Drosophila albomicans is the source of this 1018-nucleotide messenger RNA. Its product is annotated as alpha-tocopherol transfer protein-like. The transcript has 6 exons. Gene Ontology annotation, cellular component: membrane. Gene Ontology annotation, molecular function: phosphatidylinositol bisphosphate binding. NCBI's taxonomy places the organism in Eukaryota, Metazoa, Arthropoda, Insecta, Diptera, Drosophilidae. The record is from RefSeq and is a predicted model, not a curated record. The coding region runs from base 50 to 919 and encodes 289 amino acids.
AGCUGUCGCUUACGAUUACCGAUUAACGAUUAACCACUGCUUGAUUGCAAUGAGCACAAACGACGAUAGUGAAAGUGCAAAUCAGCUGAGACGCGAUCAUGAUUUGGCCGAGCUGCUCGAAUGGUUUCAAAACAACGAGAAUUUGCCGCAGGAAAUUGAGCCGCUGCUGCUGCGUCGCUUCUAUCAGUGCAUGUACGGCAAUGUGGAGGACACCAAGCAACUCAUCGAGGUGAACUAUGCGCUGCGCAACAAGCAUCCGCAUCUGUUCAUCCAACGGGAUCCACUCGAUGCCGACAGUCGUCGCACCUUUGACUAUGCAGAUAUUCUACCGCUGCCUGGCUUGACGCCGGACAAAUACAAAGUCUCGCUCUAUUGCUUUCGUGACUUUGAACCUUCCAAGAUGCAUCACACGGAGGAUACACGUGCCUUCUUUAUGGUCACCGACUGUCGCUUCAUUACGCCCGACGAUGCCGCACACCCGGAGGUGUUGUCGGUGGGCGAGGUGCAAAUCUUCGAUAUGAAGGGCACCACAAUGCGGCACAUCUCACGACUCACAAUUAGCACACUGCGCGCAUAUGUCAAGUUCCUGCAGCUGGCAUUUCCUGUGCGCCUCAAGGCCAUACACAUGGUCAACUGUCCUACGUAUCUCGAUCGCAUCGUUAGCGUAGUGAAACCGUUCAUCAGCGAAGAAGUCUUCAAAUUGAUACGCUUUCACACGUCCAGCAUUGACACGCUGUACAGCUUUGUGCCGCGCCAAAUGUUACCCGAGGAAUACGGCGGAUUGGCCGGGCCGUUGGCAACUUUACGUGCACAAACCCAACAGGAUUUGGCCGACAAAAGGGAGUAUUUGAUGAAUCCGAAUCAUUGGCAUGUCGAGAAGCAGGAGAAGCGAAGUGGCAGGUCGUGGAAAUUGUUUUAGCUCAGCCAAAAUGAUCCCUAAAGGAAUCUCAACUGACAGCGUUUAUUUUAUUUUAUUAUUUUUUUUAUGGCGUUGUACUUUGUUUCUAAUUGUGUAGUU